Messenger RNA from Hibiscus syriacus, 621 nucleotides. RefSeq names its product actin-depolymerizing factor-like. Gene Ontology annotation, molecular function: actin filament binding. Bases 87 to 518 code for a protein of 143 amino acids. The transcript has 3 exons. Lineage: Eukaryota; Viridiplantae; Streptophyta; Magnoliopsida; Malvales; Malvaceae. The record is from RefSeq and is a predicted model, not a curated record. Gene Ontology annotation, biological process: actin filament depolymerization. Gene Ontology annotation, cellular component: cytoplasm; actin cytoskeleton.
CAGCUUGCUUUUACAUGUAAAUUUUUUCCUCCAUAAGAUAAGAACUCUCGUCGUCCCCUUUUUUUUUCUUCAUUUUCAAGCGGGCAAUGUCUUUCAGAGGAGCAAAUGCAUCAUCUGGCAUGGGAGUGGCUGAAAACAGCAAAAGCACGUACCUGGAGCUGCAGAGGAAGAAGGUGUUCCGAUAUGUGAUCUUUAAGAUUGAUGAGAAGAAAAAGGAGGUUGUAGUUGAAAAGACUGGAGGUCCAUCCGAGAGCUACGAUGAUUUCACUGCCUCGUUGCCCGAGGCUGAUUGCCGCUAUGCAGUUUAUGACUUUGAUUUCGUGACUUCUGAGAACUGCCAGAAGAGCAAGAUCUUUUUUAUUGCAUGGUCUCCUUCUGUUUCAAAGAUCCGUUCCAAGAUGCUCUAUGCAACAUCCAAGGACCGGUUCAGAAGGGAAUUACAGGGCAUUCAUUAUGAAAUCCAGGCAACCGACCCAACCGAGAUGGAUCUUGAGGUGAUUAGGGAGCGUGCACGUUAGGUGUUGAAUCCCGUCAUUGGUUUUGCAUGCUUAGGGAGCUCCCUUGCUUAAAUUAGUGAUUAACUAAGUGAAGCUGUCUACCAUAUGUUCUUAAGUGUAUAAU